Molecule: messenger RNA, 1019 nt
Organism: Aricia agestis (brown argus)
Lineage: Eukaryota; Metazoa; Arthropoda; Insecta; Lepidoptera; Lycaenidae
Product: protein BCCIP homolog
Exons: 7
Coding region: 82-933 (283 amino acids)
Cellular component (GO): nucleus
Source: RefSeq, a predicted model, not a curated record
AAAAAAUAAACAACACGAGCGCAUUGAUCGGUAGCGGUUCUUUGUGUUUUUUAUAAUUAAAAGCCGAUAACGCCUACAAAAAUGCCCAACAAGAGAAAUAAACACGAAGAAGACAGUGAGGAGGAAAUAGAAUCCGGCAGCGAAAGGGAUUCGGAUGUGGAUUCCGAUGGAAACUUUGUCGGCGAAGAGCAAGUCCAGGCCGAUUUCGAAGGACGCAAUCCUGAAGAAUGUGACUUCCAUGGCAUCAAGCAGUUGCUGAGACAGCUGUUUUUAAAAUCCAACGUCGACCUGAGCGCUCUGGCUCAAAUUAUCAUCUCCCAGAACUAUGUUGGCAGCGUGGUGAAGCAGUGUCUUGAUGAGGUGGAGGAAGAUGAUGAUGAAGAGGAUGGCAGUGAUGGAGUUUUUGGAAUCACGACAGUCAUUAACUUAACUAAGAGAAAAGAUGAGAAAUGUAUUCAAGAAAUUAGACAACUGCUAACCACACUUGCCAAUGAAAAUGCAGAUGAAAAGACAAAAUCCCUAGUAAAUAAAAUAUUAGCGGAAAGUUCAAACCACGUCGGAUUAGUUAUUAAUGAAAGAAUUCUAAACAUUCCAGCUGCUAUAAGUGUUCCAUUGUUUUCGUCUUUACAAAACGAGUUACAGAAGGCAAUACAGAAGAAUAUGCCAUACACUUUCCAAUACCUCGUGUGGAUAUGCAAGACAUACAAAAUUGCAGAUGACGACUCAGAAGUGUUGUUUGCUAACCAAGAAGAGAAGCCACUUACGGAGGAAGCGCUGGCCAGCUUUGAUGUUGAUGUGACGGAGCAAGCAGAUCUCUCCCAGUGGGAUUACGACGGAGGUGCCAUGACGCCGUGUAGAAAAGUGCUCAUUUUUGAUGGCAAAAAAUUCGAUACAUUGGUGAGAUUGCUGAAAGAAGAGGUAGAAAGCAUCUAAUUUCUCAGUGCAAGCUAUUUUAUACUGUAUUCGCCAUACACUUGUAUAUUAAUAUAUUCGUAAUUAAAAUAUUGUAAGCUUUUAAA